This is a messenger RNA of Owenia fusiformis, 2455 nucleotides long. Lineage: Eukaryota; Metazoa; Annelida; Polychaeta; Sabellida; Oweniidae. The record is from the annotation of a GenBank genome assembly.
ACCAAUGUCAGUACUCAGAUGAGGAUUGUGGUUGUACUGUAGAUGACAAGGCGUGCAACAUGCCAGAUACAAUGGCUUUAUGUAUGGGAAGGUCUCAGUGUAGACUGGAUGUAAUGCAACAAUAUAUUAACACAGACAGCUGUAGAGGAUUCAGCGACUACAUGUAUGUGGAAUUCAAAUGUGUCAGAGUGAAUGGUCAGGUACAGGAUAUCUGCCAGUCAACUAUGGCAGAACGGUCGGUGGGUUUCAUCCAAAGUCCUGAUUACCCAAGUAAAUACAGCAGCAACACGCUGUGUUCUUGCAACCUUACGUCGGAGAGUACUGUGUCUCUCAGCAUGUUGGAUGUUGCCAUGACGGAUGAUGCUGACGGAGGUUGUAAGAAUGACCGUGUUACAAUUGUCGCCAAUGGUCAGCGAUACAACCAUUGCGGCAUGGAGAGACCAUCCAAAGCACAGGCAAUCGCCAAAUCUAUCAACAUUGAAUUUGAAACUAACAAUGAAGAUGUCUCAAAUGGAUUCUGGCUCAAAUACCAAGCUGUGGAGCAGAACACAACGAUCAGUAUAUCAUGCCGCUCAACCUUCAAACCACCCCCUAGUACAACCUCAACAACAACUACUACCACUCCUGCUCCUACUACUACCACCAUUGCCCCUACCACAACUACUAUUGCUACCACCACUGAACAAAGCAAAGAUAAACCCACUCCAUCACUGAUUAAAAGUACACAUAAAGUCGAAUUCUCCUUCAACAAGGAUUUUAAUGUUGACAAAGUGAAGGAACAAUCAAACGUUAAAGACAGUAUUGAUGAAGAUUAUGAAUAUAAAACAAAUAUGCCAAGUUUCAAAAUGAAAACGCCUCCAUACCCUACUCAAAGAUGGAGUAGUUUUAGCCAUCUACUGCCAAAUGAAAGGUCCAAAUCUAGUGUCCUUCCUCCAAAUAUAUAUGCCAAGACAGUAAUGGAAAAGAUCCGUAAUACUCAUACCAAUCCCUAUACUAAGCCUAGCCCGAAAUUCAAUCAUGAAUUAAUUCCAAAGGAACUCCCCGGACAGAAAUACCAACAUAUUUACAGUAAUUUGAAUCCCGAUAGACACAUUUUCUCACCCCCUCGAAGAAAGCCACAACAGCCCCCAAGCAAUCAACCAAGCUUUGAAAAUUAUAACAAUCCACCUCUUCCAAGUCCACUUGCUCCACCUAUUGCCCCAAACCCGCACUUCGAUAGAGACCCAAAUUCUAAUGAAGAAUGUAUAUAUGUAGCACUACCAGGUGGCAUGGUGACGGUACAAUGUAAACCGAAAUCAAGACCACCUCCACGACAAAAGUCAAGAAAAGGGAUGUCGAAUUUAAAAUCAAAACAAAAUAACAGAAAGGCGAUGCAUGAGAACACAAUCAAGGACCAAUCAAGGGAAGAGGAUAUAACACGCACAAAAUGGCAUACAAAGAGCUUUGAAGAGGAAGAUAAAGAUACUGAAAUUGAUGAUGAAAAUGAAGAUCGGGAAAAUGUGAUCAAUAAUGAAACAGACAUUAUACAGAGUGAAAUCGAUGAAAAUAAAGAUGAGAUAAACGAAUUGGAAUUGAAAGAGGAGUUAACCAAUGAGAUUGCGGAGAUAGAAGACAGAGAGUCUAAUAAGAAGUCUAAGAAUUACAGUGGUCAGUUUGAGCAAGAUCCAAUAACUGGACAGAACCCAGGUGAAAACAGGCAGGAAUCACUGACAGUGACAAUUAUAGCAGCGUCUGUUAUAGGAAGCAUCCUGAUGAUUGUGGUACUUGGGAUCAUCAUAAGAUUUGUGGUAAACCGAGCGGACCCAAACCAGCAAGUACGAAGGAACCACAAGAAAGAAUGUGUCAUUCAUAAACACCCACAAAACAACAUGGCAUGAAUAAUGGAUAUAGCUACAAUAAAGACGGACCUCAAAUAAAUACCUGAAAUAACUUAUACUAUGACAUCGUAAAGAGAACGCGGGAAAAUGUUCAGUGUUGAAUCUAUCCCUUGUAUAUAGUUCAAUAGAUAAGGUAGAACGAUCUUCUGCUCAAGGAGAUCGAUUGAAUAAUAACAUUUAAUUAUAUGUACUGGCUACAUAAUUACACUAUUACAAAAGGACAUUAUUAUUGAUGACAUUUUCAAAAUUCAGUUAAUGUACAUAAAUAAAUAUAUAAUCUAUUGUAAAAAGAAUACUAGGUAGUAGGCAUUUGCCUAUAUUUAGUAUUUUACUGGAAAAAUAACAUAAUCGCAAUGUUAAAGAAACAUGUAUGCACGAAGUCCAUUAGUACUGAUAAAAAUUGUAAUUAAAUGUUGAGCUAUGUUCUAAGGCACGUUAAAACAAUCGAAAGUUUUAAUUAUUGAAUGGAAAUUGUUGGUGAGUUAGAGCAAGGUUGGUUGGGAGUAUUUCAGAUGUAUACAUCAAUACAAAUUGAAAAAUGUCAUUACUUUCAGCAUACCAGACUCAACUAAUUUUGG